Molecule: messenger RNA, 633 nt
Organism: Aureobasidium subglaciale EXF-2481
Lineage: Eukaryota; Fungi; Ascomycota; Dothideomycetes; Dothideales; Saccotheciaceae
Exons: 1
Coding region: 1-633 (210 amino acids)
Source: RefSeq, a predicted model, not a curated record
AUGUCUCCUUCACCACAACAACACACAUCCGAACUCCACGACGACAUUUUCGGCUCAGCACCAAACUCACCUACUCUUUCUCCUUUACAAAAUGACGACGACAGCAAUCUACAAAUCCCAUUACAAAGUCUCAACACGACGAAUUCAGAACGUUCGGAUAUCCCUCGUCUACGUAGCACACACGUAACAUCCGGCUACCGCGAUGGCAUAUCCGUCUCAAAAGCCUCACACGUGCAAUCUGGCUUCGACGAAGGCUUUUCACUGGGUGCUGUUAUAGGGCAGAAAGCUGGGUUUUUGCUUGGUGUGCUUGAGGGUCUUGUGCGUGCUAUCCAAUCUUCUUCUGCUGUUUCUGCAGAGGUCAAGGAAGAUGUUGUGGCGAAGUUUGUGGCGGCGAGAGGGGAGUUGGGGUUGCAGAGUUUGUUUGGGAGGGAGUGGUUUGGUGAGGAUGGGAUUUGGACGUUUGAGGUGGAGGGGGUGGAGGAGGAGGAUGUGACGUUCAGGGAUGUGGCGGAUGCACAUCCGGUGGUUGGGAAGUGGGUGGCGGAGGUUGAGGGCCUGAAGAGGAAGUUUGGGUUCGAGAUCAAGGCGAGGGAGAGGGUGGAAGAGGGAGAAGACGAGGAGACAACGUCUUGA